Molecule: messenger RNA, 472 nt
Organism: Nicotiana tabacum (common tobacco)
Lineage: Eukaryota; Viridiplantae; Streptophyta; Magnoliopsida; Solanales; Solanaceae
Cellular component (GO): cytoplasm; eukaryotic translation initiation factor 3 complex
Molecular function (GO): translation initiation factor activity
Source: RefSeq, a predicted model, not a curated record
ACUGAUAUAUACUCAAAUUUACAAGUUUUUGUGGACAGAAGAGAAUCAAAUAGUGAUGGAGGAUUGGGAGGAUGUUCCAGUUCCGGAUCUUCUUAAGAAGGAGCAACCAAGGAGUAAAUGGGAUGAUGAAGAUGCAGAUGAUAAUGAUGUAAAAGAAUCUUGGGAAGAUGAAAAGGAGCCUGUUCCGGCACCUAAACCAGAACCUCCUGCUGAAAAGGCACCCAAGAAGUCUGCUGAAAAAGCUAGUGAAAAGAAAGGCAAGGAAGCUGAAAUUCAUACCAAGGAAGAGCCUCUAGAUCCAGUAGCAGAGAAACUUCGCCAGCAAAGGCUUGUGGAAGAAGCUGAUUAUAAGUCCAUAGCUGAAUUGUUCGUCACGAAAGGUGGUGAUGACAAGACCAUUGACAAUUUCAUCCCCAAAAGUGAGAAUGAUUUCUUGGAAUAUGCUGAGUUACGUUGAUUUCUCAUAAUUAAG